This is a messenger RNA of Rotaria socialis, 6015 nucleotides long. NCBI's taxonomy places the organism in Eukaryota, Metazoa, Rotifera, Eurotatoria, Philodinida, Philodinidae. The record is from the annotation of a GenBank genome assembly.
AUGGAAAAACUGGAUAUUCCCACUGUGAAUCAUCAUAUUGGCUCAACUGAAAGAGUUUUUGUUGCUCAUGUUAAUGAUUUAAAUGAUUUUUAUCUACAUUCUGAAUUACAUCGUGAUUCACUUCUUAAACUUGGUCAAGAUCUUUAUGAUGAAUAUUCCGAGUCACUAACGAAACAGCCUUUAGGAAUCAAUGAAACAUUUAGUAUAGGUGAUUAUUGUGUGUGUCCAUCACAUAGUCAAGAUUGGUAUCGUGGACUGAUACGUCACAUAGAUUCAAAUGGUACUGCAGCGGUGUUUAAAAUAGAUUAUGGCGAUGUACAAUAUACACCUACACAAUUUCUUCAACCAUUACACAAAAAUUUUACAGUACAACCUGGUUUAGCGUUUCAUUGUUCGUUAGCAAAUUUAAUUAAGCCGUUAGAUGGUUGGCCAUUAGAUGCCAUUGAAGAAUUUUGUUCAAGAUUAUCAACAACAUUUCUUUAUGCAAAAUUCAUGAACUAUAAUGAAGUAAGAGAUAUGCUAGAAGUUGAAAUAACAGAAAAAACAUCGAAAACAUCAUUAAAUACUGAUUUCCAGCAUCAUCAAAUACAACGAUUAAUAUUACCGACAAAUGAUAAAUUUCUCUAUAAAUGCAUUCCAUUUGAAAAAUUAGAUUGUAAUCAACCAAAUCAAAUUCGUUUGCUCUAUUACAUCAAUCCUAGUCAUUUCUAUGUUUAUCUUCGAGAUAAUAUGAAUUCAUAUAAAGCUUUACAAAAAGACUUACAACAAGCUGUGCAAAAUAGUCGACCAAUAUCAUCGCCAACUAAAUAUCAACCAGUUGCUGCACAAGACAAUCAUACUAUAUGGCACCGUGCUGUUAUAAUGGAUUUAAAUUCGAACUUGAUGAAAAUUGCUGUUUACUAUAUUGAUCUUGGUCAAAGACAGUAUACUUCAAUAAAUAGUAUUCGUUUGCUACCCGAAGAAUUUCAAUUUAAACCAGCUUUGGCUAUUCCAUGUCGUCUGUAUAAGGUAUAUUCUAGUAAUAGCAAUGAUCAAUCACAAUGGCAAUCAGACGAUCGCGUACAUGGUGAAUUUAAUGGACGCAUGGUUAAUAAUGUUACUUGUACUGUCAUUGGAAACCAGGAUCAAGUUAUUUAUGAUGUUGAAAUUGAUAUUCCAAAACUAGGGGAUCUUGGAAAAUUCUUAUCAGAUAACAAUCUGGUUUCUCGUCAACAGAUGCAUAACAAUCCACGUGCGAACUUCAGUUCGGGCCAACCGAUGCAACAUUCAUUUGUACGAGCACAACUUGGUUCAUCAGGAUUGACUCCUUUUAGACCACAGGCACCGAGAGCUACACAACCAAAUGAAUAUUACAAUAAUCCAAAUAAUUCGGCUCAACAACCACAGACGCGUAUGUUAAAUACUGGAUCGUCAAGUACUACUGUUCAACAUUCGCCUAGUACAGUAUCUAUCGCCGCUCCAACAGCACCAUUUCCUCCAAUACCACCUCCGGAUGGAAGUUAUACAAUCACACAAGUUCAUAGUGCUGCCGAAUUUUAUGGCGUUUCUCAAAUGCGUGAACAUGAUUUAGAAGGUCUUAAUAAGCAUUUAGAAGAAUUUUAUAAUAAUUCUGUUAAUGACCAAUCAUUUACUGUAUAUGUCCCAAAGGAAAAUUCGUAUUAUGUUGUACAACAAGGUGAUAAAUAUUAUCGUGUUUUAACAAAACAUCAUGAAAGUGAUACACGAAUAUUAGUUACACUUAUUGAUCGUGGUGAUGAAAUUAUUGUUGAUACGACAGAACUAUUACAAAUCAAUCCUACGUUUGUUGCAACGCCACCUUUUGCUCAACGAUUUCGUUUACGUGGCUAUGAUGAAUCGCAAAAUUCAUCUCUUAUGACUCGUAAUUUGAAGAGAUUAAUACUUAAUCAACGUGUUCGGAUAAUUGUAAAGGGCUCAAUAAUUAAUGGAACUUAUCCUGUAGAUGUUGUAUUAGCUGACAACCAAUGGGUUAAUAGGUUACUUUUUCCAAACGAUACAACUUUAUUAAGUCCACCAUUACUUCCGAAUGAUCGACCUGGUUUUAAUAAACCACAGCAUGCAGUUAUCGAAUCACAAGUAUUCAGUAAUUCAUUGAGACAUCAUCCGAAAAAUAACCAAGAUUCAACGGAACGGGCGCCUUUUAGUCAGAGAUCUAAUGGAAAUUUACCAACAUCAUCCAACAUGAUGUCAGGAGCUCCACGCUCACAACCUGGUCGAUUUUCAUCAACGACAGAUUCAACCGCGUCUGUUUUAUCUUCAACAAAAGCACAAAUACCACGUUUUUCAAAUGCACACAAUCGUAAUAUUCAACAGUAUUCGCAAACAGCUGAUUCAACUGCAUCGAAUUCAAUGUGGAAUAAAGAACAAAAUAAUAAGACAAAUUUUGGCACUAGCGAUGCACUGCCGAAUCAGCAAUCAUACGGGCGACAACAAUCAGACUCAUUUCAUCAUGUUAAUGUUCAAAGACCGACUGAUGAUAAAGUGUCAAUACCAAGUAAUCAAAAUCGUUUAUCGUCAAUGCCACAUGAUAAUCAACAGCCAGCUUCAUCUGAGCAACGGCGAACAUUUGGAGGGAAUUUUUCUCAUGAUAAUCGUCAUGAAAAACCAAUGGAUGGAAAUCAUUUUCAAAGACAUGAUGAUCGAACAAACGAAAAUAAUUUUCGACAAGAUGCCGGUUUCAGUAAUCGUGGUUCUGGUUUUGUUGAUCGAAGAGGUCGAGGUAAUUUUAAUGAUCGUCAAGUGAGCCGAACGAAUGACAACAACAAUGAUCAUAAUUCACAAUCGUCAGGAUCAUUUCCUAGGCGUGGUCGAGGUUCUGCUGAUGGGCGUGGUCGCGGUGGAAAUUUUUCUGAUCGGAAUAGUUAUAAUCGAAAUCAAGAUGAUGAUCGUAAUGACAAUAAUAUGCAUCAAUCACAAAAUUUUAGUAAUAGUCGUGGCGGAUUUCAAAAUCGUCGAGAUCAAGAAGGCAAUAGAGAUCGUGGAGAUUUUGGCCGACGAGGUGAUCGUGGUAGUUAUCGUGGAGAUGGAUUUAGCAAUAGCCGUGGUGGACGUGGUAAUUUACGAGAUCGUGAUAAUAUUGGAUUACGAUUAAGUUCUGAUUCGAGUAAUUCAGCAAAACCAUUUGGUGGCAUGGGCAUUACACAACCUGUGCUAAAUAAUUUUGAAGCCGGUGAUAAAUUUAUUGAGCAUGAUUUGCCCAAAGAGGUGUUUACAUUUGUCAUUAGUCAUAUUGAAACGGCAAAUGAUUUUUUUAUUCAACUAUUAAAUAAAGGUGAUGAAAUAUUAAAAUUAAGUGAAACAUUACAAAAUGAAUAUGGUGCAGCACCAGAAGCAACUUUAAGUUCAUUUAAAAUUGGUCAAGCAUGUUUAGCUAAAAGUACUGAUGGUUGUUGGUAUCGAGCUACUGUUCUUGUACCUGGUUCAAAUGCAUUAAAAAUUCGUUUUGUCGAUUUUGGUGAUACAGCUGAAGUGAAUUUAAAAACGAUUAAACCAUUAGCAAAAAAACAUUGUUCAGCAGCUCCUUAUGCUUAUCAAUGCACAUUUGAGAAUAUUCAAACUCUUAACAAUGUAAAUAUAGAGAAUCUUAAAGAUCAAUGCAGUGGCAAAACUUUUAAUGGAAAAAUUAAAGGAAAACUUUCUGGCAACAAAUUUAUUCUUAAUUCAGAUGAUUUUCUUAAAGUUCUACUUGACAUAAAUGCAAUAAAAUUAAAACCUGUAACAACAUUAAAACGUAUACCAUGCCUUAUUGUUCAUAUUGAAUCUGGUCAACAUCAAUUUUUCAUUCAAGAUGAUAAAGAAACAGCUGACAAAAUCGCUGAGCAGAUUCUCGUUGAAGAACCGAAUAGUUCAGUAUUAUCACUUGAUGAAGUUAAACAACUACCACCAGAAACAAUCGUUAUUGCUCAAUUUGAAGACGAAUUCUAUCGUGCUGUUAUACAAUCGGAUGAAUCAGCUGAUAAUGUUAUUGUUUGCUAUGUAGAUUUUGGUAAUACAAAUUCAUGCCCAAAAACAUCAUUAAAACAAUGUAGUAAACAGUUAAGUUCAUAUCCGAAUCAAAGUAAACGAUGCCAAUUGUAUGGUAUAUUACCAGAUAAAAUCGAUGAUGCAUUUACAUAUCUUCAAGAUGUUUCCGAUUCAGAAAAUCUUGAGAUUUCUAUUGUUAAGGAAAAAGAUCUUUUAUCUAAUGUUCUUCUUUAUGCUGAUAAUAUAUGUGUUAAUGAAAAAUUUGGUUGUGAUCUGAAUGCAAUUGAAACGAGUGAUACCAAUGUUAACAUUGGCGAUCAAGCAACUACUACAACCGUUAACGAGCAAGAACAACCACAAAUACCAUUGACUAUCGAACAACCACCAUCGGUCGUGGAACAACCACCAUCGGUUGUGGAACAACCACCAUCGGUUGUGGAACAACCACCAUCGGUUGUGGAACAACCACCAUCGGUUGUGGAACAACCACCAUCGGCUGUGGAACAACCACCAUCGGCUGUGGAACAACCACCAUCGGUUGUGGAACGACCACCAUCGGUUGUGGAACAACCACCAUCGGUUGUGGAACGACCACCAUCGGUUGUGGAACAGUCAACCAAUGAUGAUGCUUUAUCACAGAAUGAAAUUCUAGAACCUGCAAAAUCUGACAGUAAUGAACCAAAAGAAGAAGAACCGCAAUGUCGUACAGGCCUUUUAACUCAUAUGGAAAUGGAUAAGCCAUAUAUUUAUCUUCAAUUAUUACCUGAAUCGGUUCCAAUACUUGAACGAAUCCAUCAAUUAAUCGAUAAAAUCGUGGUAGAAAAGUUACAUAAUUCGUCGUAUGCUAUUGGGGAUCAUGUUGUUGCAAAAUUUAGUGAAGAUGAUGAGUAUUAUCGUGCUAGAAUUGAAUCGUAUUCAUCAACAUCAAAUUUAUAUACAGUUUAUUUUCUUGAUUAUGGAAAUCUCGAUGAAAAUGUUACAGUCGAUCAUUUAUAUUCAUAUUCAGACGAAUUAGAAAAAAUCAAACCGCUUAUACGAGGAUAUUUAUUGAAUCAAGUUACAAUUGAAACAUGGACCAAUACUAUUCAGCCAAUAAUAGAAGAGAAAUUAAACGAUAGCAUUGAAUUUACUAUUAUAGAUGAAAACAAUUCUAUAAUAGAUAUUGAAUUUGAUGAUGCUAUCUAUGCGGGCCAUGUCCAAGAAUAUGUUGAACACAUUGAAUCAUCAAUAAUUGAACAAGCAAAACGUUUUACAGCCAAUAUAUCAGCAACAGAUAAAGAUUCUUUCUAUAUUCAUAUCUUACCUGAUGAUAAUUUACGUGUAUGUGAAUUAGAAGAAUAUUUAAAAGCAUGCGAUAAACAACGUAAACAUAUUUGGGCAAUUAAUGAUCGAUGCAUUGUUUCAAAUGAUCAAGAACAAUUUUAUCGUGGGCAAAUUCUUGCUAUUGACGAUAAUAAAUAUCAUGUUAAAUGUAUUGACUAUGGAAAUACAUUAGAGAACAUAGACGAUGGUCAUUUGUUUGUGUUAUCUGAUAUUACAAUUUUAGAACAAUUACCAUUAGCACACCAAUGCCGAUUGUAUGGUAUUGAUGAUAGCAAUCAAAUAAAAGUUAUCAAUGAUAUUAUUAAAAAUAUUCCAACAACAGAAUGUGUAACAGUUGAUAUUGAAAACGAUGAAAAUUAUCAAGUGUGGCUCGUAAAACUUACAAGAGAAAAUAAUGAUACUAUUAAUGAUCAUUAUUUAUCGAGUGAUGAUAAUAUUCUGGAUAACGAAAAUACGCAAGGUUCAAAUAACAACGAAAUAAUAGUACCGGAUUCACCUGCUCCAGCAAAUAUCGAUGAACAAAAAACAUCAGAAAUUGAUGUUCCACAAAUGGAAAAUAAUACCCAACCCAAUGAUAUAAUAGAUGCAAGCGAAAAUAAUUCGGUAGUACCAUCAUCAAAUAAUCAAGCAAUUGAUUUAGGUGAAUAUGAUUCAUCAGCAACAAAUACAACAAUAACAGACGAAACAAAUACUUCGAUAUCAUCGGAUUAA